Molecule: messenger RNA, 1566 nt
Organism: Rotaria sp. Silwood1
Lineage: Eukaryota; Metazoa; Rotifera; Eurotatoria; Philodinida; Philodinidae
Source: the annotation of a GenBank genome assembly
AUGUUGAAUAACACUAAUAUUCUAAAGAAAAAAUAUACACGAGAAGAAAUCGCUCGGCGUAUUGUUAAAGAUGACGACCUACUUAUUAUUUAUCAAAAUAAAGUCUAUCGUCUUAAUACUUGGAUUAAAUAUCAUCGCGGUGGUGAAUUGGCUAUUUUACAUAUGAUUGGUAAAGAUGCUGCUAAUGAAAUAAAUGCUUAUCAUUCGGAUCAUAUGUUACAGAAUAAAUUACCUUUAUAUUAUUUUGGUGAUAUUGUCGAUGAAGAUCAUGAUCAUUUUCAUUCACGUAUUCCUCCUAUUGAAUAUUAUUAUAAACAAAAUGAAUUCAAUAAUCAUUAUAUUUUAAUAGAUGAAACUCCAAAAACUUCACUUAAAAUUUCGAUUUCUUGUUUUUUCGAUUGUAAUUAUUUUGAUUAUAGCUGGGAAUGUAUUCGAUAUUUAUUACUUGCAUUUUUUGCUGCAUAUGUUUUUAUUGGAGCAACAUCAUCAUGGCAUCAUUAUCUAUCAGCAGCAUUUCUUGGUGCUCUUUGGCAUCAAUUGACAUUUACAGCACACGAUGCCGGCCAUUUAGCUAUAACACAUUCAUAUCGAAUUGAUUCGUUUAUUGGAAUUUUUAUUGGAAAUUUAUUAGAUAUUCAACAUUUCCCAUUCUUUGCUGUAGCGCCACGUUUUGUUCAAUCACUUUAUUCGACUUAUCAUAAACGUAUUCUUCGUUAUACUUGGCUUGCAUCAUGUUUAAUUCUAUUUCAACAUUUAACUUAUUAUUUAAUUAUGUGUUUUGCGCGUUACAAUUUACAACUUCAAUCCUAUAUUUAUUUAUAUAAAUAUCCUUCUUCACCAUAUCGUUCUAUUGAAAUAUGUUGUAUUUUUAUUUUUUGGUAUUGGUAUAUCAUUUUAUUAUCGUAUAUUCCAACGUAUACACAAUGUUUUAUUUAUAUGCUUAUAUGCAAUACUAUAACGAUGCCAUUACAUGUUGAAAUCACAUUAUCACAUUUUGAUAUGUCAACAGAGGAUUGUGGACCAUGUGAAUCAUUUCCAUCGAAAAUGCUUCGAACAACAAUGGAUAUUGCAUAUCCAACAUGGUUAGAUUUUUUUCAUGAUGGUCUUCAAUAUCAAGCUGUUCAUCAUUUAUUUCCACAUAUGCCAAGACAUCAAUUAAGAUUUGCUAGUUAUUUUGUUGAACAAUUUGUUGAUGAUGUUGGUUUAACAUAUCAUGUCUAUGGUUUUGUACAUGGAAAUGCUAAAGUAUCGAAUGCAUUAAAAGAUGUUGCAAUGCAAAUAAAACUUAUGCAGAAUAGUCUGCGUACUGAUGGAUUACAAGUAACUGAUGCUAUUGUAUUUUUUGAUCGAGAACAAAAUGAUGAAAAUAAUUUACAAGAAAAAAAAAUCGUCUUCAUCGAAUAUCUUGUCAGAUAUGGAAAAACUACUGAAGGAAUUUCAAAGAAUGCUCAAAUAUUUAUACGUGAAAAUCAAACUCAAUUACCUGCAUUAAAAACUGAAAUUGAAAAUAAAAGUAUUAUUCCUAUUCUUCAACAAUUUCAAAAAAUUAUGAAAGAAAAAAAGUAA